AAUGAAAAACACGAUAUAUUUUGGAUUACUCAUUGGAUCACUACUGAAUGUGAACCUUGCAUCAUUUAAUAAAUAUGCCAAUGAUCAACAAUCCUGUAAUUUUCAUUUGAUAAGGAAGAGAGAGGAUAAAAAAGCAAGUACAUGUUUCUGGGUAGAUGGAUUAAGGGAUACUUCUCUCGAAGAGUGCAAACAGUUGGCAUGUUUAAAGAAUGCCAAUAUAAUAAAUUGGAAUAGUAGUUCAAGAUCCUGUCAAAUAAGGAAAUGUGAGAAACACAAAGAACUUGAUGACUGGGACUUUCAAGAAAGAUAUUCAAUGGCGCAGGAAGUGUACUCUAUUCCAUAUCCAGGUUCACAUAAAUGUGGACAGAGACACUAUGUUAACAGAAUGAAUAUUGAGUCUAAUUCAUCAUCUCAAUGUACACAUAUAGCCCCUCAUCCUCACAUUACCUCACUGACACAAUGUAUGGAACAGGCUUGUGAGGACAAUGCAAAUGUCUUCAAUUACAGGGGUAAAAGCUAUUCAAACUAUGAGUGUUACACCAAACGUUGCAGUCAUAUUCAUAGUACUGGAGACUAUGAUUUUAUGCUGUCCAAGGGAAAUGGUCCAUAUUAUAUAUAUGCUUUAACUUUGGAGCCUAUAGAGGUUACUACGGAAACUCCAACCACAACAACAACCAAAGAAACAACAUCAGGCUAUAUUAAUACAACAGAGUCAAUCCAUUUAUCUACAUAUGAUGCUGCCUUAGAAACAACACAGGGUCAUAUCAAUAUAGAUGCUACUAAUAAUACUAUUACAACAUCCCCAACUGGAGUCCCAACAAAGAGUAAUAUAACAGCUAUUGUGGGUGCAGUCAUUGGAAUCCUCCUUCUUGUUAUUGCAGCACUCAUUAUCUUCAUCAUCAUUAUAUGCAGAAGACGAAAAAAGAGACACAAUCAACCCACAAAUAGUGACAAGCAUACACUUUCUAACAAUUCGUCACACAGUGAUGAAAGAGUUGAACAUGUUUACCUUAAUGAUUCAGAAAGCACUAACCCAAAUGAAACAGUAGUACAUAACUAUGAGGAUAUAGCAUUGGACGAUGGAGCUCACAAUGAAGCAAACCCAAAAAGCAACAUAAGACUAAGCAACCUGUACUCAAACGUGGAUUUAAACAGUAAAUCAAAACACACAAAAAUUCAAGCUGAUAAAGAAACCCCUUAUGCAGUAUCCCCUUUAAAAGAUGUGAAUUCUGCCCAUGAUAAUGUAAAUUCAGUCCAUGAUAUGUUGGGCCAGUUCCCAAAUAUGAAAACCAAUUCCAUAUACUCUAUCAGUAGUGAUGAUGAUCCCCAGUUGCAAAUUG
Molecule: messenger RNA, 1340 nt
Organism: Owenia fusiformis
Lineage: Eukaryota; Metazoa; Annelida; Polychaeta; Sabellida; Oweniidae
Source: the annotation of a GenBank genome assembly